This is a messenger RNA of Amphibalanus amphitrite, 4254 nucleotides long. Its product is annotated as retinitis pigmentosa 1-like 1 protein. NCBI's taxonomy places the organism in Eukaryota, Metazoa, Arthropoda, Thecostraca, Balanomorpha, Balanidae. The record is from RefSeq and is a predicted model, not a curated record. Bases 715 to 3321 code for a protein of 868 amino acids. The transcript has 10 exons. Gene Ontology annotation, molecular function: cysteine-type endopeptidase inhibitor activity.
GGUGCGUCUGACGCCGCGUGGACCCUCCGUCGGCGCCGCCCAGGGACGAGAGGAGCCUCCGAGAGCGACUCGGCCAGAGAGCGAGUGCCGCGCGGAGGCGUGACCGGCCGCGUGGGUCGUGGCCGAGGUCACCGUGUGUGUCUGGGCAGGCCGGGAGGCGGUGGUUUCAGGUAGACGGUGACAGGGAUACCUAGUGGAGCGGACUGGAGCCGAUCGGAGCUCAGUGGGGCCGGGCGGAGCUUAGUGGAGCCAGGUGGAACUGGGCGGAACUGAGCGGAACUGCUCGGAGGUCGCAGUACAGCGCGUGUGGCGGUCAGCGGCGGUCAGCGCGGCGGCCGCGGCCGGCAGAUGCGCAGCGCCGGCCCGGCGGACGGCGGCUCAGAGCUGCGGCGCUGCGGUGGGGAUGCGCGCGCCAGGUGGUGAACUGCAGAGUGACGGAGCGCGAGGAGAGGGGGCGAGGCUGCUGCAGCGGUAGCUGAACGGAGUCAGUUGGCCCCACGUGGUCAGAGUGUGAGGUGGAAGCUCGGAGAGGGUGGAUCUCAGCGGACCUGCUGCUGGUAAAUCGGAGACAAGUUGAAGCUCAAGUGUUCUCGGAUUCCUGAAACAUCAACAACCCUUGCACUGAGACCUCUAAAGCGAACUCCUGUUGUGGCGCCGGGUACCUGUAAUAUUCGGCUGGAACUACCAGAGAGACCGCCACAAAAUCCGGCCAGCAUGCGGCGCGUGCUGGUGCUGUUGUCCCUGCUGCUGACGUCCAGUUGUCUGCCAGCCGAUCCACUGACGUCAGAAGGCUCCGGUCAUGACGUCACGCUGGGUGAGGUCGACGUGUUGUCUCCGGAGCCGGAUGACGUGGAAGAAGCCGGGGAGAGGGACGAGCUGCUGACCUCGCUGGCAGACCUACUGGAGAGGAUGCAGACGCUGAGGCCCAAGUCUCCUGGUGAGCUGAAACCAGGCCCGGGUCUGGAUCCAGAACUGGGGCCUGGAUCGGAGUCGCAGCCGGAGUCGGGAGCAGGGAUUGGGACGGGACAGGAGCGGGAGGCUGAGCCCAAGCAGGAGCUGAAAACGGAACCGGAAAAUGUCGCAUCAGAUGAAGCAGAUGAAGACGCGGAACAGGAAGAGAGCCAAGCAGAUCCGGACACCAACGAGUCGGAAGAGGUCCCGACUCAGAGUGAAGAGCAGGAACAGCCAGGGACUGAGAGGCCUGACAUAGAAACCACCACAGUGUUAACCGUACAGCUGCUGGACGUGCCAGUGGAAUCAGAACCAGGAGUACCAGCGGCUGUGGACUCGGAACCCGCGGAACCGCAGUCCGAGGAGCCCGAGCCCGCGCAGCUGGAGACGGUCACGCCGGAGAAAGAAUCUGCCCAGCCCGUGGUGCCUCAGCCCGACGUGUCCGAAGACGAGGUGCCCACAAUUCGCGAGCCGGAGUCGAUCGACGAGUCUCCGGAGUCGAUCGACGAGUCUCCGGAGGAGAUCGACGAGUCUCCGGAGUCGAUCGAAGAGUCUCUGGAGUCGAUCGGCGAGUCUCCGGAGUCGAUCGACGAGUCUCCGGAGGAGAUCGACGUGCCGCUGGGGCAGAACGAGGUGCCCCUGCCGUCUCCGGCCAGAACUCCCGUCCAGGAGCCGCUCAUCAUCGCUGAGACGGCGGCGUGCGUGGGCUGCGUGACGCCGAUCCUGCAAGAUGGCGCCGACCUGCGCCGGGUCUCCAAUAUGGCCGCCAAACUGCUCGAGGAGGAGCUCGACUCGCAGCACACCUUCCGCGUUAUGGAGGUGUACCGCGCCAGCAAACAGGUUGUGAACGGUAUCAAGUACUUCCUCACACUGGAGGUGGCACCGACCUCGUGCGAGCGGCCGCUGACGCCAUUCACGCUGUGCUUCGUCGCGAGCGACGCCGAGAGGCUGCUGUACGCCGUCGAGCUGCUGCAUCAGCCGCACCGGGCCAACACGGAGCUGCUGCACCUGAGAAAGCUGGAUCGCUCUGAGAUCGCCGGCUUCGGCGGCCUGUUCGCGGCCGCCACCGCCGAGCCGGCCACCGAGGCGACACCUCACAGAAAGGCCGCCCCGAUCGCGCCCGGCGACAGCCUGCUCGACAUUCUGAUGGGCCUCGACUCGGUCAUCAGCAAACAGCGAGAGCGGGAGGAGGCCGAGGGGGCCGCCGAGCCGGCGCCGCCCGCGCCUCCGGCCGACCGGCAGGGGCCGCCGCCGCUGCAGAUGGACCCGCCCGGGCCGCCGGCCGCGCGGCCCGGCCCUCCGCCUCUGCUGCAGGCGGCGCGACCCGACCCUCCGCCUCUGCAGGCGGACCCGGCCCUGCAGACGGAGCCCGCCCUGUCUGCCGACUGGCAGGCGGAGAUACAGCAGCGUCACAGCGCCAGCCAGCAGUCGCUGAGGGUGCAGGCGCUGCUGCGCGAGGCGGGCUGGCCGGGCGUCGGAGUGGCGCCCCGCCGCCGAACGCGGCCGGACAGCGGCCACACACAGGAGGAGGGAGAGGAGACGCGCUGCCGGGAGGGGCGGCAGUACAGCACGCCUCAUGUGCCGCUGAACGUGGCCCAUCCGCGCGUUCAGAAGAUCCUGCACAAGUUUCUGGAGCGGCAGGAGAGUGUUGGUUCUAACCGUCUGGUCAUAACGGACAUUCAGUCGGCCACGCAGCAGACAAUCUCGGAGACCAACUACCGGUUCGACUUUGUGCUGGGCGUAUCGGAGUGUCCGACCAACAGCACCGCUCACCGGUACUCCUGCUCUGCCACCAGCGCUCACCCUCUCUCCAACUGCCGGGUGCGCGCCCGUCACCGUCCCGGGAAGCCACUGCAGUUCAACACGGUCAGCUGUACGACCGCCAUGACCCCGCAGUGUGCCAACGGGCACUGCCAGGUCACCGAGAUCCACCCCUAUGCUCCGCUCUACGUGCGGCCGCCGCAAGCUACCGUUGAGGUUGAUAUUCACGAUCCGACGUAUCAGCAGCUUGUGCAGCAUGUUCAGAGUGAGGUGAACAGAAGGUCACGCAGACCGCUCCUCAAGAAGUUUGUCAAGACUCUGAACGCUACGAAAGUCUCGUACAACCUGGAGGAAUCGUCUGAGAUCAUUGACCAGGAGCUGUACUCCCUCACUCUGCGGUUUGCCGAGACGGGCUGCGCGCGCACUGACGACCCAGACCUGCGGGAGAGCUGCCUGCAGGGGUGGCAGCCGGCGGCGGGCGCCGCCUCCUCCUCCGGCGGUCACCCGAGCUCGGUGUGUGACGUGCGGGUCUCCAGCCUGGGCUGGGCAGACCGGAUGCGGGUGCUGGACCUGUUCUGUGAGACCGAGCUGGCCCCCGAGGCCGCCUGAGGUGGCGGUGGCGCCGGGACGUUGUGGACGGUGGUUGGUAGGACUCUGUGCGGCUUGAUGAGAGAUGAGAGUGACAGCGAGCGACUGUCAGACAAUGAACAAAUGGAGAGUGUAUCAGAGAACUCUGGGAGAUGGGAGUCGUCCGUGGGUGAGGGUUUGUGGCAUUUGUGAACAGUGAACAAUGUCAUGUCUGGUGGCUGAGUAAGCACCAACAGCGGGGGAGCGGUGACGUGGAACUUGAGAAUGGUCCAAGAACGGCUGGGGAGCACUGGUGAAUCAAAGUGACAGAGAGACUAGCCGGAAGUGACCAGAAGACAAUUGAAAGUGACCGGAAGUCACCCAGCAGCUGCGAUCUGGAGACAAAUGAUCGCCCGAACUGUAGAAGGCGUCGGGCACGGGUUUAGCGGCCGGCCGGUACAACUACAUACAUUGGUCGGGAAUGUACUGACUGAUGACCAGUGUACUGCUAUCUGAUGCCCUCUACCCGAGAGACAGCUAAAACCCGGACCCAUGAUAACUCAGCAGUCAGCAUGCACCAGGUAGUGCAGAGGUAAUACAUCAUAUGUGGACGUUACCAAAUAGAGGUAAAGCUACAGAGGUUUUACAUUGUGCCGCGACAUGUCCCUGAUAUGCUAUAGGUACUACUGUUUUGCCUGGCAAUGGACUUGGUAGAGUUACAAUAACAGAAAAGUGAGUGUUUAGCUGGCGAGCUGUGUUUGUGCUCGUAAAUGUUUGACUAAUUCCACCGUAACACUGUACAAAUACGCAGAUGUGAAUGAUGGCAUUUUGCAUGGCAUUUUAGUAAAUAAGCCUGCCGCUCGUCCGUUGCAGUAACCGCAUGUAAGCUCUUUAGGUUAUAUAGUUUUAUAUAAGCACAGUUGUGUCCUACUUUGAGAUCAGGUAUACAUAGUAAUAAAUGAAUAGAUUUGUUUU